Molecule: messenger RNA, 2433 nt
Organism: Myotis lucifugus (little brown bat)
Lineage: Eukaryota; Metazoa; Chordata; Mammalia; Chiroptera; Vespertilionidae
Product: transcription factor SPT20 homolog
Exons: 4
Coding region: 31-2433 (800 amino acids)
Biological process (GO): regulation of transcription by RNA polymerase II
Cellular component (GO): SAGA complex
Molecular function (GO): transcription coregulator activity
Source: RefSeq, a predicted model, not a curated record
CUUCUUUUAGGGCCCCCGCUGUAUGUCACAAUGCGAAGAGCUUUAGAAAAAGCUAUGGACCAUGCGGAUCGUGUCAUUGAAAGCGCCCAACAGAGACCUCCUCGGAGGAAAUCCUCAUCCACUAGGGGGAAAUCUCUGCACGAAAAGCUGUAUGACAUCUAUGUUGAGGAGUGCGGGAAGGAGCCCGAAGGUACGGAGGAAUUAACGCGCAAUGCGAACUUGCUGGAGAAGCUUGUUCGGAGGGAGUCCUUGCCCCGUUUAGUGGUCAACCUAUACCCAGGCGAGGAGGGGUAUUCGCUGAUGAUCAAGGGAGAAAAUGAACUCUAUUCAGAGACCAUUAGACUGCCCUAUGAGGAAAGGGACUUUCUUGAAUACUUGGAUGCAGAGGAACUGCCUCCUAUUUUGGUGGAUGCCCUGGAAAACUCGCAAGCUAACAUUUUUCAGAGCGGGUGUGUCAUCACAGAAGUGCGGGACUAUAGACAGUCCACUAACGGGGGCCGCAGUCGUUACCAAAGCAGGCAUGUUCUCUUACGCCCGACGAUGCAGACAUUAGUUUCUGACGUCCACGCCAUAACCGGCAAUAACCAGACAUGGACCCAGGAAGACAGACUUUCACUUGAGAGCCAGCUGAUCUUAGCUACAGCUGAGCCCCUGUGCCUUGAUCCUUCUGUAUCAGUAGCCUGCAUUGAAAACAAGCUGCUCUAUAACAAGCAAAAGAUGAACACUCCCCCAAUGAGAAGGAAUUUCAAGAGGUAUUCUACAGCCUCCCUGAAUUGGCAGCAGAAGCUGUCUUAUAGUUCACUCCCUCCUGAGCUAAGGGCAUGGGAUUUUCACACAAAAAGGAAAGAAAGGCAAGCAGGUCAGCAGGAUGACCUCAGAUUUCCCAAAGCAGGAAGUUGUGUAGAUAUGUGGAAACAGCAACCCUGUGACUUGGAGGUCCCUUCUGAAGUGGAUGUGGACAAAUAUGCUAAAGAGGAGAGGUCUGUCGCAUACGAUGAUGCACAACCAACAGUCUGGCCAGCCCUGGAGACACAAGAGGAUUCUCUAUUUGGAUGUGAAGCUGGCGAUCCAUUCCAGACAACAAAGCCGACCGUCAUGCAGUCUCUGAAUGAUCCAUUUAUCUCUGGAAAGAGAAAGUCACAUAAAAAAGCCAGACGUAGGAGACGGAGACAGAUGUCUCACCACCUCUCCUCCACAGAUGACCAACCCAGUAGUUCCAGGCCUGGGUCACAGACUGGUGCUGGGAAAGCAGCCAGGCAGUCUGAGGAAUUGGUGCAGAAUUGGGUGGCACAGAGCUCCAGUGGCUCCGCCAGCCUCAGCCAGCUUUCUCCAGGGAGAGCAGCAGAACAGCCUCAGGCCGUGUCAAUUCAGUCUCCAGUUCAGGGCCAGGGAGACCAACACACACCUCCAGCCAUCUGUCUUCCCUGCAGCUCAGGAAAUAGCUCCUGGGACAAUAGUUUUACUCCACAGCAGGCAAGCAGCUUUUGUAAAUCUCCAUCUCAUGCCUCUGCUUCAGAGCCACCAAGUCUUCCCGAGAAAUCUUCUGUGAAAGGGAACCAAGCUUGCAUACUUCCUGCAGCCACCGUGUCUACUGCCAGCACAUCACCAAGGACCCCUGCCAGCCAGGUCAAGGCCACCUCUGCUCAUCCCAAGAUCACCAAAGUGGUGAGCCCUGCUCAUGCAUCCCAGACAGUGGUGAGAGGUUCUACGCCCCUGAAGGGCUUUACUGCUAGGACCAAGACUCCUAUUGCCAUCAAGCCCAGAAUCCUGUGCUCAGGAGGCCAGCGGCUAGCACCUAUACAGCCUGCUUUACCAAAGCCUCCUUCACAAGGCAUUAAAAUUAUUUUUAAAAAUAGUCCAGAUCUCACACCAAUAGCUGUAGUCCAGCUCCCAGGUUCAGUCAUUUUGAACACCCAGAUGCAGCCAGUGGCAAAGGGUUCAAGUACAAAAGGUUCAACCCGUCAAAGAAUGAUCUUACCUGCUCCUCAAGCUGCUAUCAUUAACCUCAAUGAAGUAGGAAGUCUUCUGCAGCCCCAGAUGGCCCUGUUGUCUCAGCCUAGCUCUACCCAGACCAUACCUGGGCAAAGCCCUCCCCAACAGAGGCUUCUGUUCCCUGCUGCCUUCCAGCAGCUGCCACAGGCCCAGACGGUACAGUGGAGAAUUGUGCAGAUCCCAGUGACUGUGCCAACCACAGAAGCCCCAAACAGCUCAGCUACAUCCACAUCCACAUCCACAUCCACAUCCACAUCGUGGCCAGCAGAAAGCAAGCCAGACAAAAGAACUUUCACGAUAAUGGCUGUUUCAGGAAGGAAGAAGGGAAAAGGCAAAGAGCCAAAGGGUGCUUUCCAGCUGAACCAGUUCCUUGUAAGGAAAUUUCCUGGAAGCCCUCUCCAGGAAUUCCUAGACUUCACUGGCCAGACCAGUGCCACAUAA